GGAGGGGAACAUAGACGAGCGUUCAAAUCUCGAAACAUGUGGUAUUACCCUUGGUUGCUGGCAUCCGGCCCUUGGAGUCAAUUCUCCCGUGGCGUUUACUUUGAGUAGACUCGUAUCCCGAUAUCCCGAUAUCCCGAUUAUACGAGACCAGAAAUCCAAGGUCCAGCAUGUCCUGACUAACAUUGAGUAGCGCCUGACAAACAACGGAAAGCUCCGGGUAGGACAUCAUAUCCCGCGAGUCGCCGGUUGAGCAAACCAUAUCCGAUUUACCUCCAAUCAAUGACUGUUUUUUAGAGAUUUCCCCGAUUUUAAGGUUUUUGUGUGCCACCCAGUCGGUAGUUUUCUGGAUCUUUCUUUAUGAAUUCGCCUCGCCAUAUUGUAUAUACUGGAGGGCACUGCCGUUCCUUUGACACCAAUUCUCUCGUUUACUCUGAAGUCUUGUCUUGAUACUCAACCUAUUGAGGUCUGCAUAUCUCAAUGGUUUCAUUCGCUCUCUUGUGGAGGCCUAUGUGCCUUUUUCUUUCGUGUUCACAGACUACUUUCCCAGAGAAGCCUAGUUAUCAGAUUGUUGAGCAGCUUUAUGGCGUGCCAGACGGCUGGACAGAAAAUGGCGUGCCCUCACCAUCAACACCGAUGAAGUUCCACAUGGCAGUAAGCAACGACAGGAUGGCAGAUUUCGAGCAAAGGGUCAUCGAUAUCGCCACUCCUAGUCACCAGCUCUAUGGCCAGUUUAUGACACGCGACGAAGUCGGAGAUUUUCUGCGUCCGUCAGAUGACACCGUGAGUAGGAUUAUUGCAUGGAUGAAAUCAGAGCGUGUGCCUAGCAAAUCAAUCGAGAGACGUGCGAAUUGGAUCACAUUCACGGUCCCUGUGUCUCAGGCGGAGGAUAUGCUAAAAACGCGGUUCCACAGCUUCCGCAAUGAUGUUAGCCAGGAAACCGCAAUCAGGACGCUGCAAUAUUCCGUGCCACGAGAUAUCCGUGAUCAUGUUCAAAUAAUUCAACCGACAACCAAGUUCGGACAAUUCAGUGCCCAGGGUGCCCAGGAAAACCAACCAGAUCUUGAACCUGUUGCUACCCGCUUCGAUGACUUGAAUGUCAACUGUUCAACCACUGUCACCACAAAAUGCCUUCGGAGGCUGUAUGGUAUCUAUGAUACCGAAGCGAAGCCAGAUCCACGGAACAAGCUUGGUGUGUCUGGGUUUUUGGAUCAAUACGCUCGCUACGACGAUUUCAAUACCUUUAUGCGCACAUAUGAACCAGAUCACACCGAUGCCAAUUUCAGCGUGGUUUCGAUCAAUGGUGGUCGCAACGAUCAAAACUCUUCCUUUAGCAGUACUGAGGCAAGCAUGGACAUUCAGUACGCGGUGGCACUGGCCUAUAACGCCUAUACAACGUACUAUACAACAGGAGGACAUGGUCCCUUUGUGCCAGAAGCCGACCAACCCAACGUCGGUAGUUCUUCUAACGAGCCCUACCUGGAGCAGCUCCACUAUAUUCUCAAUCUCCCAGACGAGGAUCUCCCUUCUGUUCUGUCAACUUCGUACGGCGAAUAUGAGCAGAUUAUCCCCGCAUCUUACGCAAACGUCACUUGUAACAUGUACGCCCAGCUCGGGGCACGUGGAGUUUCGGUGAUUUUUGCAAGUGGUGACUCUGGUGUUGGGGGAUCCUGCGUGUCAAAUGACGGUACCGGACGGACAAGAUUCAUGCCAACCUUCCCAUCCACGUGCCCCUUUGUCACAUCUGUCGGUGGAACAUUCGGAGUCGAUCCAGAGAAGGCUGUUGGCUUCUCUGGGGGUGGUUUCUCGGAAUACUUCCGACGCCCGGCAUACCAGGAUGAGAGCGUCCACGGCUAUCUCGAUCAACUGGGUGACAAGUGGGAAGGCUUGUACAACCCAGAAGGAAGAGGAUUUCCUGACGUUGCUGCCCAGGCCAGGGGCUUUGUCUUUGUAGACCACGGUUAUUUCACGAAGCUUGGUGGCACAAGUGCUGCUGCGCCUGUCUUUGCAGCUAUCGUCUCCCGCUUAAACGCCGCUCGUUUAGAGCGCGGCCAAAACAGAAUGGGUUUCCUGAACCCGUGGCUUUACUCGCUCAACCACACGGGUCUUACAGACAUCUUGGAUGGAGGAUCAGUCGGUUGCACCGGAUACUCCGAUGUUGGUGGUCGUGCAUCAAUUGUGCCGCACGCUAGCUGGAAUGCCACCCCAGAUUGGGAUCCUGUCACUGGCCUGGGAACCCCAGAUCUGAAUACCCUCAUUAAAGUUGCGUGUUCAACAGAGGGGACAUAAUAACGUUCAUUGGAAGCUAAAUUUUGAUCUGGUCGUUUUGUAUAUACCACCAUAAACAAAAAUCCUUGCGUCAAGCUAUCCUGCCAAAGGGCUUUUCAGAAUAUAGAACCUCCC
Aspergillus glaucus CBS 516.65 is the source of this 2400-nucleotide messenger RNA. Its product is annotated as S53 family peptidase. The record is from RefSeq and is a predicted model, not a curated record. Gene Ontology annotation, molecular function: tripeptidyl-peptidase activity; serine-type endopeptidase activity. Gene Ontology annotation, biological process: proteolysis. Lineage: Eukaryota; Fungi; Ascomycota; Eurotiomycetes; Eurotiales; Aspergillaceae. Bases 478 to 2286 code for a protein of 602 amino acids. The transcript is spliced from 2 exons.